AGAUAAUUGAAUUGCAAUAAAGAAGCCACUGAAAAAACACGACGGAGGGGUAGUUUGGUCAUUCCACGUCCCAACACGUUAUAGCCCCCAACCACAACCUAGCCCACAGUUUCACACCACACUUCUUCGAUUUUGGUUUUUGUUCCCUCUCAACAACAAUGGCAGAUGUCACCUACCUCCGCCACCACGACACCGACGACGACCCUCACCCUCACCUUCCCGACCAAACCCUAAUUCCCUUACCCUACCGUUCCCCUCACGAUUUCGAUUUCGAUUUCGAUUUCGACUUCGACUUCGAUUUAUACGCUUCCGAUCCCGAAUUUCCGCCGAACCGUGCUGACCACCACUUCUCCAUGAUGGAACGCGAAAACCAGGUGAAUUUCGUUAUGGAUCUUUUUCAUCAGCGCGUUGAGCAAUCUCAGGUAAUGGGUCACACCGAUCCUGUCUCACAACCCCUAAACGACGCCGCUUCUGGUUUCGGACUUGAUUUAGGGUUUGCCGUUGACGACGUUGACGGCGAUGAUUUCUUCUUUGGGAGGAGGGUUUCCGGAUCUGAAUCCGGCGAGGCACCCUUUGAUAACUGCGUUCGCCUCGUGGGGUUUGGAUCGGAAUCUGAUGAGGAAGAAGGGAAUGGGGUUUUCGGGAUCUGCUUGCAUUCGGAUGAAGAGUAUAACGAAAACGACGACGUUUCGAGCAUCCCUCUCUGUUGGGAUUCGCUUCAUUUGGACAACAACGAAGAUUUUGAGUGGGAAGAAGUUGAUGGUCGAGUUGAUGAGAGGGAUAUCUUGAGCAUGCUCACUGUUGAGGAUGAUAGGUCAGUUUCUGUUUCCGUUUCUGCAAUAGCUGGAAUUGAAGAACAAGAAGGAGAAGAAGAAGAAGAAGAAGGAAUGAACGUUGUGAGGGUGGAAGGAGGAGGCAUGGAUAAUAAUUUGGAAUGGCAAGUGUUGUUGAAUGCCAACAAUUUGGACACAGUUCAUGACUUGGAGCCUUAUUUUGGUGAACAUGAUGAUUAUAUUUACACUGGAGAGUAUGAGAUGAUGUUUGGUCAAUUUGCUGAGAGCAAUGAGAGUCCCUUAAUUGCUACCCUUCCUGCUUCUGCAUCCGUUGUUCAGAACCUUCCAUCAGUGAUUGUGACCAAAGAAGAUGUGGAUAACAACAAUGCACUCUGUGCUGUUUGCAAAGAUGACUUUGCUGUUGGGGAAAAAGCAAUGAGGUUGCCGUGUUCGCAUCGCUACCACCGUGAUUGCAUUGUGCCUUGGUUGGGCAUUCGGAAUACCUGCCCUGUCUGUCGUUAUGAGUUCCCCACCCAUGAUGUCAAGUCACAUAUAUUUGAUUAUUAGGUUCAGAUGUGAUUUCACAAUUUCUCAGCGUUAGGCUGUUGAAUUGAAACAAUAGAUUUUUUGGUCAUGAAGAAAUGCAUGUGUUUGUUUUACUUUUUUUCCUUCAAAUUUUCACAUGGACAUAUAAGUAUAAGAAUGUUUCUCUUCCAAUUGUACUUUGGAAUACAUCAUA
Gastrolobium bilobum is the source of this 1512-nucleotide messenger RNA. RefSeq lists its product as uncharacterized. Gene Ontology annotation, molecular function: ubiquitin protein ligase activity. NCBI's taxonomy places the organism in Eukaryota, Viridiplantae, Streptophyta, Magnoliopsida, Fabales, Fabaceae. Bases 159 to 1340 code for a protein of 393 amino acids. The record is from RefSeq and is a predicted model, not a curated record. Gene Ontology annotation, biological process: protein ubiquitination. Gene Ontology annotation, cellular component: cytoplasm. The transcript has a single exon.